UUAUAAACCAAUGCGUUUGUCAAUGAACCGUGCAUUUAACCAGUGAACCUUUCAGACAAUAUUAUUUUCCUCAACAACAGCCUAUCAUACCUGUAGCCUCCCGCAUAGGAAUCACAACCGUGAUAUUCGGAAACAGUAGCAGUCUAGCAGAUAGCAACCAGCUUACCUCAGUUAACCAUUACUUGAGUAAUUUUAACGGUUAAGAUCAUGUAUAAAUAGCUUAUGAUUACAACUGCACGGUGGCACUUUUCACAGUGUAUGUUUGUGUCACGCGUGCUGCAGCAUGCAUCACUGUCCCAGUACAUUCUCUCCUCCCUCUCACAGCAUGGAAUCACUUUCUCUCUACACCACCCCUUAUCACGUCCCAUUCACAGCAUCAUGGCGUUUGAGGGUGGGGGGCGGAGCUGUGGUGUUCAUGAACUCAUCUGCGCUAGACGAGUAUCUCCUGAACUGCUAGGUGUCCUGUCCUCCAUUGCUUUCUUCAUGGCCGUGAUCGCUCUGUUUUUUCUUUACCUCAGCAGCAAGCUGUCAGUGGAGAGCCCAAGCAGUGAUCUGCCACGUUUUGAAGGUUUUAACAAGGAUUUGCAAGAACUUGCGGUCAGUUAGCAGACACACACCAAAGGGACAAAGCAAUGGCAUUUUUCAAGAGCUUCCAACAGAGUCUCCCUUCCGUCAGUUCCCUUCUGGACACUGUCUCAAACACUGUCUCCACUGCUGUGGACGAUUUGUCCUCUGCAGUGAGUGACGUCACCUACACUGUCAGUGACCAGCUAACGGAGCAGGUCAAUACAAUCAUCAAUAAAGUGCAGACUGAAGAGGAUGAGAAAAGGGAGGCUGAAGGGUCUUCUGACGAAGUCCAAAAGGAGAGAAGAAACAGCAAGCUGAAGCGGCAGGAGACAGAAACUAAUGCUGCAGACACUGAUGGAGAAGGUCGAAAGAGCCGAAAAUCAAAAAAGAACUCUAUGUGGACUAUUGAAGUAGAUGAAGAAGAAAUAAAGAGAGAGAAGGAAAGACAAGAGGAAGCGAGAAAAGCUGAGGAGGAUGAGUGGGAGUGGUGUUACGCUCCCUCUAAAGGAUGGUAUCGUAAAAGGAGGGACCCAAACCAGCCACAAAGCUCAUCUCAGAGCACAGACAACCAGAAAGGGAACAGUGACCAAGCAUCACAAAAGGAAGAUUCUGCCGCUCAGGAAGAAAGUGCCUCCUUGUCCAGCAAACACAAAAAUGAAGGUGACAACCACAAUGAAAAUACUAAUGGGAUGCAGCCAAAAGAUAGUCUGGAAGAGCAGGACUCUCAUGAAAUGUCUGGUGAUCCUGUUACAUCAGCAUCAAAGUAUGAAAAGAAUGGAGAGCACAGUAGUGUCGAGGAAGAUGAUAAUUCUGAAAGAUAUACGAAAACGACACAAUCUAAAGGCAGAAGAAAAGAUCGAAAUGAAGAAGAUGAAACAUCAUGUGAAGAAGGUAAAACAUCAAAACAAAAGAAGAAAGGAAAAGUUUACAGUGAUGAAGAACAGGAGGAGGGCACUCAGGACUCAAAGUCAAAGAGCUCAAAAUCAAAGGCAAAGAAGGACAAAGAGGGUAAAGAUGGGGGUUGUCCAGAUAAAGGAUCAUCUGAGAGUGAGGACGAAACACCAAAAAGACACAAAGACUCAUCCUCUCACCAGCAGAGAAGUGGGUGGAGAAACAGGGAUGCUGAGAAUGAGGAUUGCAGCAGUGAAGCCUCAGCUGAGCAGGGUAAAAGAAAAAAAGGUUCAAGUUCCCUGAAUGAACUUCAGCCUCCGCCAUACCGGGACAAAGACGAUCUCAAGUGUGGCUCAAGGGGCCGCAGUGACUCGGCAGAGGGCAGUGGAAGUGAGGGCAGUGAAGACCCUGAGGACACAGAGAGUUACCUGAAUAAGGGCUAUGAGGAGGACGCACCCAGCGACAGCACAGCCGUUUUGGGCCCGGAGGAUAGCUUAAUCCCACCACUUCCAGAAACAUACGAACCAGAAGGAUUGGGGAAAUAUGGCACACUGGAUGUGGCCUUCGAAUAUGACCCUGGUGAACAACGGCUUGCGGUGACAGUGACCGCUGCCACAGAUAUUCCAACACUUAAGAGCACAGGGAACAUUUCCUGGCAGGUCCACCUGGUUUUACUGCCUACCAAGAAGCAGAGAGCCAAGACAGGAGUGCAGAAGGGACCCUGUCCUGUCUUCACAGAAACAUUUCGGUUCUCAUGUGUGGAGCAGGAAGCUUUGGGGGACUAUGCAGUCCGGUUCCGUCUCUACAGUGUGCGGCGCAUGAAAAAAGAGAAAGUCCUAGGGGAGAAGGUGUUCUACUUAACCAAACUCAAUAUGCAGGGCAAGCUCGCUCUGCCCGUUACACUGGAGCCUGGCACCACAGUUCCUGGCUGUGGAUCAGUGGUGAGUGUCUCUCGGAGUGCGGGAGCUCUAUCGUAUCGCUCCACUGGUGAAUCCUCCACUCCGGAGCUUCUGCUGGGUCUCCUCUACAACUCCACCACAGGCAGACUGUCCGCCGAGGUUAUUAAAGGCAGCCAUUUUAAAAACUCUGCCACAGAUAAACUGCCCAUUGGCCUGUUUUGUUGUGUAAAACACUUCAUUAGUGGGCAACUGUAUAUCAUGAGAGACACUUAUGUGAAGCUUACAAUGCUGGACUCCAAAGGGAAAGAGAUGUCCAAAUGUAAGACCUCAGUCUGCCGCGGCCAGCCAAACCCAACCUACAAAGAGACAUUUGUCUUCCAGGUGGCACUAUUCCAGCUAUCUGAGGUCACCCUGCAGGUGUCGGUGUACAGUCGGAGGAGCAGCAUGAAGAGGAGAGAGCGGGUGGGUUGGGUUGCUCUGGGCCUCAACAGCACCACAGAGGAACAAGAGGAGCACUGGACCCAAAUGAAAGAGUCAGAGGGACAGCAGGUCUGCCAAUGGCACACGCUCCUUGAUCCAUAGGGGGAGCAGUGAAACAAUGUAAUGUGGUUUUUGGCCAUCUGUACAGUACAGGUGUGUCCAGUCCUGCUCCUGGAGGGCCACUGUCCAGCAAAGUUUACCUCCAACCCCAAUGAAACACACCUGAACCAGCUAAUCAUGGUCUUACUAGGCAUUCUAGAAACUUCCAGGCAGGUAUGUUGAGAAAAGUUGGAGCUAAACCUUGGACACCCCUGACUUUAGUAGGAGUUAGUAUGAAUAAAAAUUAAAGGGUUCACACUUAAUUGAAUAUUAAAUCCUAAUUUAUUCCUUCAUGUCGCUCCAAACCCUAGUUUCUUUCUUCCAUGGAACAUAAAGAGAGAAAAUUUUUUAAAUGUUAAUUCUCUUCCACGCGAUUUCAAUUAAAGGAUUUUGGAACUUUUCAAACUUCAAAAAGGACACUGUGUGUAUAAAGUCAUAUAACAACCGGAAUGAUCAGAUCAUUGAGUCAGCGAGUUCAUGAAAUAAUCAUUCAGUUGAUGUCAAAAUCAUCAAUGAAUAAUCACUUAAAUUGCAAUCUGUUCAUCACAUAAAGCUAUCUUUGGGCUUAAAAAGACUGUUAAUUUAGAAAAAAAAAUAAUUUGAAGUACUAUUUUUUUCUCCUUUUUUGGAGUUGGACAGGCCUUAUUUAGGCAGUUUGGAAUUUGGGUUUGGAAUGGCAUGAACGUGAGUAAAUUAUGACAGAACGUUUGAUUUUUGAGUGAACUAUUUCGAAAGAAGGGGGUGUAAAGUCGCAGUUACAUUAGCAAAACAUCAGCAAAAUUGCGCGGGCAAAGUAGGUCUGUUGUUCAUCGUCAAUGCAUGACGCACUGCUUAGUAGUCACUUCUAAAACAAGCAGCUCUAUAUUGGUAAAUGCGGCAAAUCUGCAUCCAAUGCAAAAAUAUGAUGCAUAAUCCAUGUGGGGGUCAUGUGCUCUUCAAGCUAGAUUCCCAAUCGCGUUGAUUACUACAUUUCGCCCGUGGAAUUUCUUCUAAAGGUAAAUGCGACCACACCUUAAUUUGAACUGUACACGAGUCCUCCAUGUUGGAGGUGCUGUUUACCUCUUAGUGAUUGAGACUGUAUUCCUCAGGAUAGCAGUAAUGGAGCUGCUGUUUUUUGCAGUGCUGAGAAAAGUGACGGACUGAAAAAAGACGCCUUAAGAAUAACUAUACAGAACUGACCAACUGCCAUUGGCACUGCCAUCUGUACCAAUUGUUUAUUCACAUCAGAGUAUAACUACAACUGUACCGUUGGCAGUUGCAUAAGCAUUCAAACUACUUGAGGUUUUGCCUUUUUACUUGACUUGCAAAUAUGCAAAUACAAAAUAUGCACUGCAUGGUAACAGCUAAAGCAUCAAGAGAAACAUUCAUAA
Megalobrama amblycephala (Wuchang bream) is the source of this 4306-nucleotide messenger RNA. It is a transcript of the gene syt14b, whose product is annotated as synaptotagmin XIVb. Bases 633 to 2939 code for a protein of 768 amino acids. Lineage: Eukaryota; Metazoa; Chordata; Actinopteri; Cypriniformes; Xenocyprididae. The transcript is spliced from 10 exons. The record is from RefSeq and is a predicted model, not a curated record.